AUGACAGAUCUAAUCUCCUCUUUUUCAGACAAUGCAGCAGUUUUUGCCUUUCAACCAAAUAGUCAAAAGGAUGUUAUCGACCUCUAUCCAUUGGAUCCUAAUAGUAACUACCAAUGUAAAAGCUCAUUGGUAAAAACUAUUGAUUACGAAAAAGAUGAUCUAACAUUAUCUGACAUUAAAUUUUUAUCUUGGAUUAUUGAAAUAUCUGAUACCAAGAAUAAUUCUAAAAGAUCAAGAGAUGAUACCCUCAAUGGCAGUAAUCAAAAGUCCACUGUUUUUUUUGUAAAUGUAUUCAACGCAGGAAAAAUAGUUGUUUAUUCUGGAAAUGAAAUUGUUAAUAUUAUUAAAAACAAAAAUGACAUAAUAGGUCUAGCUACAACGGGCACUUCUAUCUGGAUAUUGGAUAGCGAGAAAACAAUUAAACAGUUUCAAUACAAUAGCUCUAAACCUUUGAAAAGUUUCCAUUUAGUUGAUGGUAAAGACGAAGAUAUUAUGGAUUUCCAGAUGCUAGAAGUUAAUCGUGAUGGCCCUGUACAUUUAGGAGUUGUCACAGAAAAAUGUGUUUACAUCAUAGAUCCAUUUGAAAAAAUCCCAUCCACUCUGAUUAAGCUUUCUGUAUUUGGUUGUGUUAGUUUGAAGUAUUUAGAUUCCAAACAUUUGAUUGUAGCUGAUCUAGAUACUAUUAAAAUUAUAGAGUUAAAUGAUAAAAUAGACGAUGAACCUUAUAAUGUCAUCCAAGUAUGGGAUUUUAAAGUUGAAAAAAUAAAAAUUUGGGGUGAUAAUAUAGUAGCAUUUUCCACUGAUAACACUAUUGGUGUGUUUAAUAAAAAUGAGUCUAGUAUUAAAUGUGUUAUUAGUGCUCAAAAAGCUGAGAUUAUUGACUUUGUGGUAUUGGACGAUCAAAGCAUCAUUGUUGCAUGGUUGAAUGUUAAUGAACCAAAUUUUGAGUUAAUCAAAUUACAAGACGUUAACAAUGAAAGUGAAAUUAUGAUAACUAAUAAAUCUUUAAAAGACAUACAAGACAGCACCAAUGUUACUGUUACCAACAAAUCUUUGCCAGAAGAAAAUGCUACUAAAAUACAAGAAGAGGGGGAUGAAGAGGAUAAAAAAUACAACAAAACUGAACAAAGGGAAAUUGCCAAUAAAUUAACCGAGUUGUUGGAAAAUUAUACCGGUAAAGACGAUGAUAAUGAAAUAUUGGUGUCUACAAAAUCUGACAAAUGGAACGAAGAUUUAAUUAGACAUUAUUUGAUAAAAAACACCAACACCGGGUUUCUCGGUAAAUUAUAUGAAAUAUUAAGUGGUAAGAUUACUGAAUCGCCUUGGUCUUUUGAUAACACAAUGCAUUGUAAAUGGCUAAAAUGGAUUCUAAUAUUGUUUAACAUCGAUGACUAUAUGUCAAAAGCGAAUAGUAUGAGUGCUGCCAACAAAAAGAAGCAUUUUAAUAAUGCGACUUUAAAAUCUAAAAGGCAAUUGAAAUCCUCACUAAAAAAUACCACAGCUACACUACCGUUAUUGUUAUCAAUUCAAGGGAAAUUAGAAAUGUUAAUAUCUCAAGCAGAAUUAAGACAAGAAAUGGGGGAUUUAAUCGUUAAUGAUAAGAGUAAGGAUAAUGGUAAUAAAAAAGCAAAUAUUGAUGAGGAAUUAGAUAAUAAUACUGAGGAAAUAGCUUAUGUAAAUGGUGAAGAAAACGAUGAAGAUGUGGAAAAGCAUUUUGUCGAUGCUGAGUGA
This is a messenger RNA of Saccharomycodes ludwigii, 1731 nucleotides long. It is a transcript of the gene UTP9, whose product is annotated as Utp9p. The record is from RefSeq and is a predicted model, not a curated record. The transcript has a single exon. Lineage: Eukaryota; Fungi; Ascomycota; Saccharomycetes; Saccharomycodales; Saccharomycodaceae. Gene Ontology annotation, molecular function: protein binding. The coding region runs from base 1 to 1731 and encodes 576 amino acids.